AAGAUGAACUUUGGGUGAACUAAUUUGUCUGACCAAGGUAACGUGGGCAGCAACCUGGGCCGCCUAUAAAGCGGCGCGUGGUGGGGCUCAGCGCGCUGCGGCGGCAGGUGGCGCGGAAGGCGGGCUCGCCAUGGGGCUCCCGGCGCUGCUGGCCAGCGCGCUCUGCACCUUCGUGCUGCCGCUGCUCCUGUUCCUGGCCGCGAUCAAGCUCUGGGACCUGUACUGCGUGAGCAGCCGCGACCGCAGCUGCGCCCUCCCUCUGCCCCCCGGAACGAUGGGCUUUCCCUUCUUUGGGGAAACACUGCAGAUGGUGCUACAGCGGAGGAAGUUCCUGCAGAUGAAGCGCAGGAAAUACGGCUUCAUCUACAAGACGCAUCUGUUUGGGCGGCCCACGGUGCGGGUGAUGGGCGCGGAUAACGUGCGGCGCAUCCUGCUGGGCGAGCACCGGCUGGUGUCGGUCCACUGGCCCGCGUCCGUGCGCACCAUCCUGGGCUCCGGCUGCCUUUCCAACCUGCACGACUCCUCGCACAAGCAGCGCAAGAAGGUAAUCAUGCGGGCCUUCAGCCGCGAGGCGCUGCAGUGCUACGUGCCGGUGAUCGCCGAGGAGGUGGGCAGCUGCCUGGAGCGGUGGCUGCGCUGCGGCGAGCGCGGCCUGCUGGUCUACCCGCAGGUGAAGCGCCUGAUGUUCCGCAUCGCCAUGCGCAUCCUGCUGGGCUGCGAGCCCCGCCUGGCGAGCGGCGGCGACGCCGAGCAGCAGCUGGCGGAGGCCUUCGAGGAGAUGACCCGCAACCUCUUCUCGUUGCCCAUCGACGUGCCGUUCAGCGGGCUGUACCGGGGCGUGAAGGCGCGGAACCUCAUCCACGAGCGCAUCGAGGAGAACAUUCGCGCCAAGAUCUGCGGGCUGCGGGCGGCCGAGGCGGGCGCCGGCUACAAAGACGCGCUGCAGCUGCUGAUCGAGCACUCGUGGGAGCGGGGGGAGAGGCUGGACAUGCAGGCCCUAAAACAAUCUUCAACCGAGCUCCUCUUUGGAGGACAUGAAACCACGGCCAGCGCAGCCACGUCUCUGAUCACUUACCUGGGGCUCUACCCUCAUGUUCUCCAGAAAGUGCGCGAGGAGCUGAAGAGUAAGGGUUUACUUUGCAAGAGCAAUCAAGACAACAAGUUGGACAUGGAAACUUUGGAACAGCUUAAAUACGUUGGGUGUGUUAUUAAAGAGACCCUUCGACUGAACCCCCCAGUUCCAGGAGGGUUUCGGGUUGCCCUUAAGACUUUUGAAUUAAAUGGAUACCAGAUUCCCAAGGGCUGGAAUGUUAUCUACAGUAUCUGUGACACUCACGCUGUGGCAGACAUCUUCACCAACAAGGAGGAGUUUAACCCUGACCGAUUCAUGCUCCCGCACCCUGAGGACGCAUCCAGGUUCAGCUUCAUUCCAUUUGGAGGAGGCCUGAGGAGCUGUGUAGGAAAAGAGUUUGCAAAAAUUCUUCUCAAAAUAUUUACAGUGGAGCUGGCCAGGCAUUGUGACUGGAGGCUUCUAAAUGGACCUCCUACAAUGAAAACCAGUCCCACGGUGUACCCUGUGGACGAUCUCCCUGCAAGGUUCACCCGUUUCCAGGGGGAAAUCUGAUGGGCAUGGAUGCCUAGACCUCGGACUUAUUGGAAAUGUACAUAUGAGUUUUUACAUAGUGUCAUUUUGAUUUUAUUGUAUUUAAUUUCUAAAUGUAUAUUAUAAUAUUUAUGUGUCUCUACUACAGUACCACAGUCUUUAAAUAUUAAAAUAAUGAAUUUUGUAUAGUUCCCAAAUAAAGUAAAAUUUGAAGGUG
Messenger RNA from Miniopterus natalensis, 1820 nucleotides. RefSeq names its product cytochrome P450 family 26 subfamily A member 1 (gene CYP26A1). NCBI's taxonomy places the organism in Eukaryota, Metazoa, Chordata, Mammalia, Chiroptera, Miniopteridae. The record is from RefSeq and is a predicted model, not a curated record. Gene Ontology annotation, biological process: sterol metabolic process. Gene Ontology annotation, molecular function: monooxygenase activity; iron ion binding; oxidoreductase activity, acting on paired donors, with incorporation or reduction of molecular oxygen.